GUACCAACUACAAGUAAAUCAAGUCACAUUACUUUUUACCAUAGGCAACAAUCUUGAAAAACGUGCUUGCCGUCAAAAAUUGUGAUUCAUAAUUAUUUUGUGUUAAAUUAAACGAAUUAAACUCAAAGAAAAUGGCCCUUCACGUACCCAGAGCUCCGGGCAUGGCACAAAUGCUCAAAGACGGAGCCAGACAUUUUUCUGGUCUUGAAGAAGCUGUAUUUCGUAACAUAAAUGCAUGCAAACAAUUCGCACAAACAGUAAAAUCCGCGUAUGGUCCUAAUGGCAUGAACAAAAUGAUUAUAAAUCACAUCGAAAAAAUGUUUGUCACAAGUGAUGCAGCGACCAUAAUGCGUGAGCUCGAAGUUGAACAUCCAGCCGCAAAAUUAAUGAUAAUCGCUAGUGAAAUGCAAGAUUCUGAAGUUGGAGAUGGCACCAAUUUUGUUGUGAUUUUAUGUGGUGCUUUACUUGAAGCCGCCGAAGAAUUACUUCGUUUAGGUAUUACACCUGGUGAAGUUGCUGAAGGCUAUGAAAAAGGGUUAGACAAAGCACUAGAAAUUUUACCCAGUUUGGUUGUGAAAGAAGUUACAAAUUGUCGUGAUAUUAAAGAAGUGAUUGGCGGUAUCCGUGCAUCCGUUAUGGCCAAACAAUAUGGAUUCGAAAAUUUCUUAGCUGAAUUAAUUGCCAAGGCAUGUAUUGCAAUCUUACCGGAACAAACUACAUUUAAUGUAGAUAAUAUUCGCAUUUGUAAAGUUUUGGGAUCUGGAUUGUUAAGUUCACAAGUAUAUAAUGGAAUGGUAUUCAAGCGUCAAGUUGAAGGCGAUGUAACAUCAGCUACCAAAGCAAAAAUUGCUUUGUUUAGUUGUCCAGUUGAUAUUAUGCAAACUGAAACUAAAGGAACUGUUUUAAUUACAACUGCAAAUGAACUUAUGGAUUUCAGUCGUGGUGAAGAGAAUCUUUUAGAAGCACAAAUUAAAGCAAUUGCUGAUACUGGUGCUAAAGUUGUUGUAGCUGGAGCCAAAUUUGGUGACAUGGCUUUACAUUAUCUCAAUAAAUAUGGUAUUAUGGCUGUUCGAUUGAACUCAAAAUUCGAUUUGCGACGGUUAAGUAAAGCGGUCAAUGGAACCGUAUUACCAAGAAUCACAGCACCAACUCCACAAGAAUUGGGUUACUGUGAUGAGGUUGUUAUCGAUGAGCUUGGAGAUACUGUUGUGGUAGCCUUCAGACAAUUGGGUAGCGAGUCCAGAAUUUCAACAAUUGUUAUACGUGGUUCCACCGACAAUUAUAUGGAUGAUAUCGAACGAGCCAUCGAUGAUGGUGUCAAUACAUUUAAAGGAUUAUCACGUGAUGGAAAAUUGGUUCCUGGCGCUGGUGCGACAGAAAUUGCUUUAGCCAAUCAAUUAAUCCAAUAUGCUGAUACAUUACCCGGUUUAGAACAGUAUGCUAUACGUAAAUUUGCAACAGCAUUAGAAAGCUUUCCAAAAGCAAUUGCUGAAAAUUCUGGUUUGAAUUCAACUGACGUUUUACGGAAUUUAUAUGAAGCACAUCAAGGUGGCAACAAAACAGCUGGCGUAGAUAUCGAUAGCACCGAUAGUAAACCAUGCAAUGUGUUAGAUAAAGGUAUUUUAGAUUUAUAUGUAUCGAAAAUGUGGGGAUUGAAAUAUGCCGUAGGUGCAGCAUGUACAAUUUUACGUGUGGAUCAAAUAAUAAUGGCAAAACGAGCUGGUGGACCCAAACCAAGAGCACCACAGGGCAGUGAUGAUGAAUCUUAAAAAUAGGGAUUGUAUAUUUAAAUUAAAAAUUUACACGAAAUUCUUAUGUAUUCGCAUUUUCUAUUUAAUA
This is a messenger RNA of Chrysoperla carnea, 1839 nucleotides long. It is a transcript of the gene CCT8, whose product is annotated as T-complex protein 1 subunit theta. The transcript is spliced from 4 exons. Gene Ontology annotation, cellular component: chaperonin-containing T-complex. NCBI's taxonomy places the organism in Eukaryota, Metazoa, Arthropoda, Insecta, Neuroptera, Chrysopidae. The coding region runs from base 132 to 1769 and encodes 545 amino acids. The record is from RefSeq and is a predicted model, not a curated record. Gene Ontology annotation, molecular function: ATP-dependent protein folding chaperone; ATP hydrolysis activity; ATP binding. Gene Ontology annotation, biological process: protein folding.